Pocillopora damicornis (cauliflower coral) is the source of this 2439-nucleotide messenger RNA. Its product is annotated as scavenger receptor cysteine-rich domain-containing protein DMBT1. Gene Ontology annotation, cellular component: membrane. The record is from RefSeq and is a predicted model, not a curated record. Lineage: Eukaryota; Metazoa; Cnidaria; Anthozoa; Scleractinia; Pocilloporidae.
AUGCCUGUUGAUCGUCCAACUGAAGUAAAAGUCGCUGUCAUCGUGAACGACGUUCUCCAUCCUAAACUUGUAAUUGCCUCCACAACUGCGAACAAAGUGUUUGGAUACACCAUAUUGCUAAAGAGUUCAGGAAGUGAUGAAAGUAUGCGAUUUGCGGUCUUUACGCUGCUCUAUUUUAUAGGUUGCCUGAUACAAGAUUUUGUGACUGGAAACGUUGUUCGAUUAGUUGAUGGGGACAACCCAUUUGAAGGGCGGGUUGAAGUGUGGCAUGAUGGUUCCUGGGGAACAGUUUGUGAUGACGAUUGGACACUUAAGGAAGCCAACGUGGUUUGUCGCCAACUAGGGCUGGAUGGAGCCUCUUCAGCGGUCGAGGGAGGAGUUUUUGGUGAAGGAAGUGGAAAGAUAUGGAUGGCUCGGGUUAAAUGUUUUGGAAAUGAAAGAAGAUUAUCAGAUUGUUAUUUUCCUGGGUGGGAAAUACACAGUUGUAUGCAUUUUGAAGAUGCAGGAGUAAUUUGUAUGCAAGUUCGACUAACUGGUGGAAGUAACCCAUUUGAAGGGAGGGUUGAAGUGUUUCACAAUGGCUCCUGGGGAACAGUGUGUGAUGACCAGUGGACAAUUGAGGAUGCUAACGUGGUUUGUCGCCAACUUGAUUUCGAGGGUGCUUUGAAAGCAGUCACGUCUGCUCAUUUUGGUGAAGGAACUGGAAAUAUAUGGAUGGUUGACGUGAAUUGUGUUGGAAAUGAAAGAAUAUUGACAGAAUGUAAACAUCAGGGAUGGGGAAAACACAAUUGUGGCCAUAGUAAGGACGCAGGUGCAAUAUGCAUCAUACCAGUUCGAUUAGCUGGUGGAAGUAACCCAUCUGAAGGGAGGGUCGAAGUAUUUCACGGUAGUUCCUGGGGAACUGUAUGUGAUGACUAUUGGACAAUUAAGGAAGCCAACGUGGUUUGCCGACAGUUGGGUUUCGCGGGUGGAGCUUUGUCCGCGAUCACUUCUGCAGGUUUUGGUCAAGGACGUGGAAAAAUAUGGAUGGAUAACGUUGAUUGUGAUGGAAAUGAAGGAAGAUUAAAACUGUGCUAUCAUGCUGGUUGGGGACAACAUAACUGUGACCAUGUUGAUGAUGCAGGCGUUUUAUGUAUCCCAGUUCGAUUAGCUGGUGGGGGCAACCCAUUUGAAGGGCGGGUUGAAGUGUUUCAUAACGGUUCCUGGGGAACUGUUUGUGAUAACCGUUGGACACUUAGGGAAGCCAACGUGGUUUGUCGCCAACUAGGGCUGGAUGGAGCCUCUUCAGCGGUCGAGGGUGGAGUUUUUGGGGAAGGAAGUGGUAAGAUAUGGAUGGAUCAGGUUGAAUGUUGUGGAAAUGAAAGAAGAUUAUCAGAUUGCUCUUAUCCUGGGUGGGAAAUACACGACUGUAGCCAUUUCGAAGACGCAGGAGUAAUUUGUAUGCAAGUUCGACUAAUUGGUGGAAGUAACCCAUUUGAAGGGAGGGUUGAAGUGUUUCACAAUGGCUCCUGGGGAACAGUGUGUGAUGACCAAUGGACAAUUGAGGAUGCUAACGUGGUUUGCCGCCAACUUAAUUUCGAGGGUGCUUUGAAAGCAGUCACGUCUGCACGUUUUGGUGAAGGAACUGGAAAUAUAUGGAUGGACGACGUGAAUUGUGUUGGAAAUGAAAGAAAAUUGACAGAGUGUAAACAUCAGGGAUGGGGAAAACAUAAUUGUGGUCAUAGUAAGGAGGCAGGUGCAAUAUGUAUCAUACCAGUUCGAUUAACUGGUGGAGCAAACCUAUAUGAAGGCCGGGUUGAAGUGUUUCAUCGAGAUUCCUGGGGAACAGUGUGUGAUGCCCAUUGGACACUUAAAGAAGCCAACGUGGUUUGUCGCCAACUAGGAUUCGAGGCUGGAGCUUCCGCGGCGGUCAGGUCUGCAGGUUUUGGUGAAGGAAUUGGAAAUAUAUGGAUGGAUGAGGUAAACUGUGUUGGACAUGAACGGCGACUAAUAGAUUGUAAUCAUCUCGGAUUGGGAAAACACAAAUGUGACCAUAGCAAAGAUGCAGGUGUUAUAUGUAUUCCAGAUUUCACAGUUCGAUUGGUUAUUGGUAGACAAAUCGCAAAGUUGCAAGGGCGGGUGGAGGUGUUUCACAAUGGCACUUGGGGAACAGUUUGUAAUGACGACUGGGACAUAAAGGAUGCCAACGUAGUUUGCAGUCAACUUGGAUUCGUGGAAGCUGUACAAACUCCGAUUCCCUAUGUAUACGGUACAGGAUCCGGGCAAAUAUGGUUGGACAAUGUAAACUGUGUGGGAAACGAGAGUUCACUAGCAGAGUGUGAUCAUAACCAGUGGGGAACCCAUGACUGCUCUCACUUUAAGGAUGCAAAUGUAGUUUGUGCUCCAGGUCCUCACUAUUCGCCUCCUACUUCUCCUAAAAUUAAAGAUGUUAUUGUCUAA